CAUAAACAUAUCUCGAUAUGCCUCGAAGCAUUCUUCUCUCAAAGCAUUUUCUUCCGCUAUCUGCUGUUGCUCUAGGUCGCUUUGUUAUCAGUUUUGAUGAGCCUCAUCAUGACUUUCAUGAUCCGCUCUGCCCUGCCGGCCCCGAUGUCACUGAGAAAGUCCAAAUUCGCUUCGACAGCAGUCAUCAUUCCAUCAAACAUCAAAAGGGAGCAUCGCAGCUCACUGGCUUUCUCUCCUCAUCGUUUUCAAAGCGUCUCAAAACGUCAAUUCGAAUUAUCGCCGAUGAAGCCAAAACGUACUACCUAAAUAACGCUGGUCAGUGGUUUCGAGACGCUGUUAAAUCUGAAGAAACCCGUAAAUGGAUCGAGAGAACUAUUGACGAAGGGGAGAACAUAUAUGUUGUCGUAGCUUAUCACACGUUGUUAAACGCUCGAAUAGUAGAACAGCGACAGGGGCAAAGCGCUGCUGGCGGAACACUGGCGAUAUCAGUAUCAACAGCCCUGACAGCAUCUGGCGUUGUUGUACCAUUUACCAAUGCGGUGGACCCUGGGUUUGGUGGCUCUCUUGGAGCGUUGCAAAACGAACAAAGACAAUUUAUCGCGCCGGGUGAGCAGAUAUAUGCAAUCCAGUAUCGCAAAGUGCGUUGGAGAUGGUUCUCAAGAGACAAGGUUGAUAAUAUGAGUCUUGCGAAGAAUGCAUGGUGGGAAAGCUACGACAGAUCGAGGUACCUAGAAACCGAUGUUGAAGAUCUGAUUGAGGUGGAACUGGAAGACGAGAUGAAUUUGGAAGGAGAGAAGGAUGAAUGCGCGCUAGAAUCCGGAGAAGUCCUUGUCUCAAUUGUAUAAUUCAUAGCAAUAUAUUUAGGCAAUUAUCUGCCCGUAGUCGACCUACUUUGACUAAUCUGCAC
Paraphaeosphaeria sporulosa is the source of this 907-nucleotide messenger RNA. RefSeq lists its product as uncharacterized. The transcript has a single exon. The coding region runs from base 18 to 845 and encodes 275 amino acids. The record is from RefSeq and is a predicted model, not a curated record. NCBI's taxonomy places the organism in Eukaryota, Fungi, Ascomycota, Dothideomycetes, Pleosporales, Didymosphaeriaceae.